Cololabis saira (Pacific saury) is the source of this 4176-nucleotide messenger RNA. RefSeq lists its product as uncharacterized. The transcript is spliced from 7 exons. The record is from RefSeq and is a predicted model, not a curated record. Gene Ontology annotation, molecular function: cell-cell adhesion mediator activity. NCBI's taxonomy places the organism in Eukaryota, Metazoa, Chordata, Actinopteri, Beloniformes, Belonidae. The coding region runs from base 25 to 1089 and encodes 354 amino acids.
UCUGUGACAGUAUGGUUGGACACGAUGGUUCAAAAAGAUGUAAUACAUUACUUUCUUGCUUUUGGACUGUUUGUUGAAGGUGUGACAGGUGUGAUCAUCACUCAGCAGACUGUGGUGGCAGCAGUGGGGGGAGAUGCUCAACUCAGCUGUCGGCUCUUGGACAAGAAAAAAGUCCUUUAUGUCUCAUGGCAGAAAGUUUUACCAAAUGAGAAAAAGGGUGUUGCUUUCUAUAACAAAAACAAGGGUCCACUAAUAUACCCUGACUUCAGUGAAAAAAUCAAGUUUAACGAGACUGAACUGCCGACCACUUCCAUCAUCAUCAUGAACUUAACAGAGCAGGAUGAAGGAUGUUAUCGCUGUGUCUUCAAAACCUACUCAGAGGAUGUUCUGAUUAACAGAACUUGUCUCCAGAUCUAUGAGCUGCAUGAACCCGUCCUUCAUGUGGAAGAAUCAAAGUCUCCUGAAGAGACACGUGUGUCCUGUUCAGCCACGGGUCGACCUGCUCCGACUGUAACGCUGACCGCUUCACAACAUCCUCUCUACUCACACAACACCGUCAGUGUCAACAACACCAACGGUACAGUCACCGUCACAACUACAGCCCUGCUGUCAGGUUUCCAUGGCAACAGCACACAGGUUGGAUGUGCAGCGGGAGCACCGUCUGGUCCUCAGAAAGAUGUGUUCAUGAUGAUUCCUGGGAAGAAACAGAGAUCUGUUGAUGGUUUAGAUGAAGAAUCUGGAUCCAAUCAGAGAUCAAGAUGGAAUUUGAUCAUUAUAAUGUCCGUGAUAGCGGUCUGUGCUUGUGCUUCAGCAGUCGUCAUCAUCUUGCUCAGAAAGAAACCACAAAACAGGGACACUGAGGUGAUCCUGAUCUCUCCAACUCCAUACAAGGACCAUCAGAAGACUGAAGAACCUCUGAAGACACCAGAGAGUGAAAAACCUCUAAAGACAUUAGAGAGUGAAGAAUCUCUAAAGACAUCAGAGAGUAAAGAACUAAGACAACGAAUGAGUGCAGUGAGAAACAGACCAAGUGAGAGACGAGAAGCAUCAACAUCAACAGCAAGAAGACUUGAGUUCAACACAUCCUGACUUGUUAAUUUAAAAAAAGUAAUUCACUACACUUUACUUACAAUCAAACAAAAACAAAUAAUUGGUGCUAUUUAAUUUAAUCACUAAUUCUUUUUUACUUUCCAAACAUUUUUAAGUUGAAGAUUAAUCCAAGGAACAAUUGAUAAAAAGCAUUAGCCCUGGGAACUUCCGACCAGAUCAACUUAUCCCUAAACUUAUGAUAUGUGCCACAGGUUUUAAAGUUGCAGUAAUUAAACCUUUACUUUAAAAAAAAAAAAACCCUCUCAGACGUUUUAGCUAAUUAUAGAUCAAUUUCCAAUCCUCCAUUUGAAUCUAAAAUUCUGGAAAAAGUAGUUGUAAGUUGGUUAUGUCACCAUUUGUAAAGAAAUUAUCUAUUUGAAGUCUCUCAGAUAAGGGAUUAGUGUCCAUACUGGUUCUACUGACUCAGUGCAGCUUUACUGUAGAUCAGCAUACAGUUCAAGUUAAUUCACCUGUGUAACGAAAUCUCUACCGUCAGGCAGAUUGUACCAUUUAGAGAGAUAUUAUGGGGGGAACUGACGUCAUGUUCCAUUAAUAUAUACUUUUAUAAAGUAAUAAUUAGCUGUUCUUGAUCAUAUUACAGUUGUGUGGAGUUUAAUGACGUACAUAUGUUUUUCUAUAUGUAUUUGUACAUGUAUUGUUGGUGAGUAAAGUCUUUUCAUUCUUAUGUUACCUACAUUUAAAUGUAGGUGACCAAUGAAAGCAUGCGUGCUAAAGAUCACCCGGGAAUUGGUGAUAUUACCGUCUGUGACAGUAUGGUUGGACAUGAUGGUUCAAAAAGAUGUAAUACAUUACUUUAUUGCUUUUGGACUGUUUUUUUAAGGUAAAAAGAAACUAUAUUAAAGUAUUUCCAUCUUCUUUGUCAUUAAUAUUCAGACGUGUUUGUAUUCAUUGUUGGUCAGUUGUGUUUUAAACAUUACUAUUACUAUAAACUUAACCAAAUGCAGUAAUUGCAAUUCCUGCUUUUAUGGUAUUUUACUGAGGAAAACGUUUCUUCUUAACAGACAAGACAAGAAUGAAACCAAAAGAGUAAAGAAUUUUUUUGCUGCUUUUGUUGGAACUGCACACAUUUCAUAAAAAGUGGCAGUGGGUGAAGUUUUGUGACUGUUUUACACCUUUUACCACGUUUUACAUGCUCUUCUAAACAACAUCAAGGAACUUGCAAUUAAAAAGCAAUACAGAACUUCCAGUAUGGCGGUGAGCUGUGUGGAAGUGUGUUGACCUGCUCUGCUACCUUUCUUAAAUAUUGCACUUGAGCUAUCGAAAUACCUCCAUUUCUGCAUUUAACCAAAUCCACGACAAUAAUUCCAUACUUAAAGGACCUUAUCUCCACGUAUGGGUACUUCUCAGGCUACAAAGUAAACGUAGACAAAACAAUGGCUAUGGGUUUGGGACGACGGAUCCCACAAGCAGUCAAAGUCCAGAGUGGGUUUAAAUGGCCUAAAGAUGGCAUGAAAUACUUGGGCAUCCAAAUCCCCACAUCGCUAAAAAAUUAGUUUUGUGUAAAUUAUAAAAGCAUCAUACAAAAUGUUAGUAAAGUUAUGGACCGAUGGUCCGCGCUUCCUUUAUCCAUGUUUGGUCGUGUUGAGAGUGUACGUAUGAAUGUUCUACCACGUCUUCUCUACCCAUUCCAGAUGUUGCCUAUCGAUAUCCCCAAAUCAACUUUUGACAAACUAGACAUAUGGAGCUAGAAUAGUCUCAUAAUUCACAAAUGCACACGCCGAUCCACAAAUACACAGGACAAAAUUCACAAAUGCACAGAACAACUCACACGUGCGUAGGACAAUAUACACAAAUGUAUUUUUGAUACAUCGCAAAUAUAACCUGAUUUACAAACGUUUUUUGUCUGUGAGCUGCGCUGGAUUUGCGUGUGACUUUUGAGACUCCCCUGACGUGACUCGAUCCACAAAUACGUUGUUUUUUUUAACACGGAAGGAUCUGCAACCAAUCACAUGUCUUCCUUUGUUUCAGAAUGGUGCACACAAACUGCUAAACUGUUCCAGGUUUGGAUUGUUUCUUGUCCAGAUUUUCAGCUAAUUAUUUGAAACUUGUUCAUUUGAUUAUUUUACUAUUAUUUAAUUUUAUAACCUUUUAUCUUGUUUUUCCAGAACCACAAUUGAGUCUGUAAUUUAGUAAAAAGUCAGACUUGAAAAUAAGUCUGUCUGGUUUUAUUAAUUGUUACCACAUAUUUGCAGGUAACAAGAUUUUUUUUCUCUGGCUGAAUUUCGUAUUAAUAAUUUCGCUUGGAAGAAGUAAAGUCAUUACAACUGUGAGAAAUAGAAACAAAUCAAGUUCAACGCCUUCGGCCGUGAUAGCCAUAUACACGAGUGAGACGCCCACCUGUGGUGACGCCCACCUGUGGUGACGCCCACCUGUGGUGACGCCCACCUGUGGUGACGCCCACCUGUGGUGACGUCACAGGAUUGUACCAUUUAGAUGGGGGCAACAAACGUUAUGAUCCAUUAAUUAGUCGUGUUAUUAAGAAAUAAUUAGCUGUCCUCGGGCAAAACACCUCACCCUCUAUGUGAGGGCAUGGCUGGUGUGUGAAUGUUCCAGUGGUGGUCGGAGAGCCAUGCUUUCAAAGAAAUAUAUUCUCUAUCCAUGUUGUAACAAACCUUUUGUUUAUGUUUCUUAUUCAUUUAUUUUGAGAUGUAUUUAUUUGUAAUUAGCUCAUGAGUUAAUGUAUUUUUAGUUAUAUAUGUAGUUAAUGUAAUAUUUGUUGAGUGGAUGUGUGUUGUUUUUGUGAGCUAUACGGCUGUUGAAUUUUCCUUUGGAUUAGUUCAUGAGCUAAAUCAAUAACAAAGUGCAAAUUAUCCAUCAUACUGUACACGUGUAGGACAAUUUAUACAACCGGCAAAAAUAAAUUAUGAUCCAUAUGCUUCAUUGAAUUCUUUGAUAUCAUAAUGCUCUUUUUUUCAACUCAGUUGACCACUUGACCACUGGAUGCUGUCGUUUACCGUGAUUACUUGAAAUAAAAAUGACAGAUGAACUUGAUCUGACAGUGCAAAAAAGGACAAACUAAUUAAACUUGCCUGAACAAAAAUGAUGGGAAUUUCAAUUUAGCAUUUU